Messenger RNA from Nicotiana attenuata, 717 nucleotides. RefSeq lists its product as uncharacterized. Gene Ontology annotation, molecular function: protein domain specific binding. The transcript has 4 exons. The record is from RefSeq and is a predicted model, not a curated record. Bases 1 to 717 code for a protein of 238 amino acids. NCBI's taxonomy places the organism in Eukaryota, Viridiplantae, Streptophyta, Magnoliopsida, Solanales, Solanaceae.
AUGCACACAAGAUUCACUUCUAUCGUAAAUGAGCUACACUCGCUUGGUGAAAUCAUUCCUAGGAACAAGCUCGUGAGGAAAGUUCUCGUUGUUUUGCCCAGUUCAUGGGAGAGUAAAGUGAAUGCCAUUACUGAAGCAAAGGAUAUGCAGGAGCUGACCAUAGAUGAGCUAGUUGGAAAUUUGAAAACCUACGAAAUGAAGAAGGAGAAGGACAGUGAUAGUUCUAUGAUGGCAGUUGAAAGUGAAGCAAAUGAAUACGAUUCAAUAUUUGCUUUAAUGGCUCAGUCAGACAAUGAUGAAGAUGAUGACAAUGAUGAGGAUGCCUUAACCAUAGAGUUAGGAGAUGCUGAACAAAUUAGAGAUGACCUGAACAUGAAAGAUGAUUUGAUGGUAGUAGCUGUUGACUUAAAAGAAACCAUCCAAAAUUUCAGUAAAGAAAAGAAUGACUUAGUGGAGAAAGUUGAUGCCUUAGAACAAGAAAGAGAUGACCUCUUAGUUGUGAUUAUAGACUUGAAGGAAACAAUAGAGGAACUCAAAGCAGAAUGUAAGCCUAGAAAUUUUGAUAAAGGAAAAGAAGUCGCUAGUGAAGCACAUAUCAAGCUUGAAAACGAGUUAAAUGCUGUAAAAACUAGUUUAUGUGCUGAACUUGAGAAAAAUAGACAACUUCAAGCAGAUUUGGAAAGAGUAAAAAAUGACCUUGAAAAGUCUCUUAAGUAG